UUUUCUUUUCUCUUCUUUUCUUUUCUCUUCUUUUCAUCAUUAAACAUAACAAUGGUUGCUCUUCUUAUUCCUUCUGAAUACGGUUACGUUCUCGGUACGGCUACUUUCAGUGCACUUUACUUGUUCUUUUUGGGUGCCAAGACUGGCGGUGCCCGUAGAGCUGCUGGUAUUCCUUAUCCUUAUAUGUAUGCCGAAAAGAGUGAAGCUGAAAAGGACCCCAAGAAGAACAUCUUCAACUGUGUCCAACGCGUUCAUCAAAACACUCUCGAAAUCUUCCCCGUCUAUCAAACUCUUCUUUUAAUUGGUGGUCUCAAGUACCCCGAAAUCUCUUCUGCUUGUGGUGGUAUCUUCCUUUUAGGCCGUAUGAUUUAUGGCAAUGGCUACAGCACUGGUGAUCCUUCCAAGCGCUUGCGUGGUAGCUUCGCCUACCUUGGCCUUUUGGGUCUUCUUGGCACUGCUGGUAGCACCAUCUAUGGUCUCCUCAAGAACUAAAUUGAUGUUGCUUUAAUCUUUGUAAAUCUAUAAUAAUAAAUACUUUUGAAAUCGAUGAUGUUUUAUGCCUUUUUUAGAACACCAC
This is a messenger RNA of Gilbertella persicaria, 577 nucleotides long. RefSeq lists its product as uncharacterized. Gene Ontology annotation, molecular function: glutathione transferase activity; glutathione peroxidase activity. The transcript is spliced from 3 exons. The record is from RefSeq and is a predicted model, not a curated record. The coding region runs from base 52 to 492 and encodes 146 amino acids. Gene Ontology annotation, cellular component: endoplasmic reticulum; nuclear envelope; membrane. Lineage: Eukaryota; Fungi; Mucoromycota; Mucoromycetes; Mucorales; Choanephoraceae.